AUACAUAUUUUUUAUUUUUAUUAUUCGCCCUCUCCUUAUUAUCUUGCGCUCGCUACGGUCCUGAGCGUUGUUGGUAAUCUUAACCUUUGAAUACGCGUCCCAUCAAUUUAUGCUACUGUUUCCGUGCAAGUAUAGUAGUUGUAUAUUUUACUAACAGAAAAGUCAUUUUAUUCAGUUUUAUAAACAUGGCAAACUGUAAGUUAAACCAAAUAUUUCUUGGAGAAAUUGCGUCAGUGCAAAAUUAUGGAGCUUUUAUUAGAAUUCCAGGCUGUUCAGUCCAGGGAUUGAUUCAUAAAUCACAGGUAAGCUCUGCUCAUGUCGACAAUGUUGCAGAGAUUUUGCAAAAAGGAGAACGAGUAUGGUGCAAAAUUAUUUCAAUCGGGGAUGAUGGUAAAAUAGGAUUGUCCAUGAAAUAUGUGAAUCAAGGAAGUGGUACAGAUUUAGAUCCUAAUGGAGUAGAACUACAGAGGGACAUGCAAAAGAGGAAGACUGUAGAAAAAUAUGAACGUAAAGCUAUACAUUUAGAAGCAGUCCUUAAUACUACUUGUACUAAAUGUGGAACUGCUGGUCAUUUAUCUAAGGAUUGCUUCAUGUCUCCUGAUGGAAAGAAAUAUGAAUUAAUCCCAGAGAUUGAAGAAGAAGAACCUACUGUUCAACCACAAACUGAUAUGACUAAAAAAGAGAAGAAACACAAAGAGAAAAGAAAAAAGAAAAAGAAAGUUAAAAAACUUAAACAAAAUACAGAUGAUAGUGAUUCUGACAGAAAAGAAGUAAUUAAAAAGAAAAAGAAGAAAUACUCUAAAGAUCAAAAAAGAAAAAGAAAGAAGUAUAAUGAUACUUCCAGCAAUGAAAGUCAUAAUGAAGAUUUUUCUAGUCAUGAUGUGAAAGCUCAUAAACGAAAACAUUCAGAAAGCAUAGACAAACAUUCUAAAAAGUCUAAACGCUCAAAAAGUAAACACUCCAGUGAUUGAGAAAUUAUAUAAAUGCAGUACAAUUGCAAAUUACGUUUCAUCCUGUUUUCAUAAUUUUAUAAUAUCAUUAAAAGUUUUGUAACAGUGAAAUUCAUAUUUACGCAAAAAUGUAUUUACAGUGUAUAAAAUUAUG
Molecule: messenger RNA, 1104 nt
Organism: Megachile rotundata (alfalfa leafcutting bee)
Lineage: Eukaryota; Metazoa; Arthropoda; Insecta; Hymenoptera; Megachilidae
Product: zinc finger CCHC domain-containing protein 17
Biological process (GO): RNA stabilization
Molecular function (GO): RNA binding; zinc ion binding
Source: RefSeq, a predicted model, not a curated record